Messenger RNA from Anopheles maculipalpis, 866 nucleotides. RefSeq names its product THO complex subunit 4 (gene Ref1). The record is from RefSeq and is a predicted model, not a curated record. Gene Ontology annotation, molecular function: mRNA binding. NCBI's taxonomy places the organism in Eukaryota, Metazoa, Arthropoda, Insecta, Diptera, Culicidae. Bases 45 to 866 code for a protein of 273 amino acids. The transcript has 4 exons. Gene Ontology annotation, cellular component: nucleus. Gene Ontology annotation, biological process: mRNA export from nucleus.
CCUCAUCUACCAUCGACGUCACGACGGUCCGCAUCAAGAACAAAAUGGUUGACAAAAUCGAAAUGAGCCUUGAUGAAAUCAUCAAGUCCCAAAAAUCUAGUCGUCCGAGGGGUGGCGGUGGCCGUGCCGGUGGUGCCGGCCGCUUGAACCGUCGUUCCGGUGGCAGCGGUGGUGCCAGCGCACGGAACGGCAGCUUCCGUGCGGGUCAGCGCAAUGGUGGUGCGAGCGGCGGUGGCGGCGGCGUUCUGAAGGGACGCAAUCGUGGCGGAAUCUCCCGGGCACGCAAUGGGCGGGGCGACGUGAACAGUGCAUGGAAACAUGAUAUGUACGAGGGACCACGCAAGAACCGUCUCCUAGCGACGGCCGGACUCAGUGGACUUGGCGGUGGGCCGGGCGGUGCGGCGAAGCUGCUUGUUUCGAACCUGGACUUUGGCGUAUCGGACACGGACAUCAACGAGCUGUUUGCCGAGUUUGGACCGCUAAGAAGCGCCUCGGUACAUUACGAUCGUUCGGGACGAUCGCUUGGAACAGCAGAUGUGGUCUUCGAACGGCGUUCGGAUGCGAUUAAAGCGAUGAAACAAUACAACGGAGUACCUCUGGACGGGCGGCCCAUGAGCAUUCAGAUGGCCACAUCGGAAAUUCCUUCCCCGCGCGUUCCUCGUCCGGCUGCUGUUGCAGCUGCGUCAUCGGGUCGUUCGCCACGCAAACCAGCCGGUGGUCGAGGCGGAGCUGGUGCUGCAGGAAAGACACAGGGCCGUGGCGGUCGCGGAGGCGGUGGCACCGGUGGCAGACGUCAGCCACGGGAAACCAAAACCGCCGAAGAGUUGGAUGCCGAGCUGGAUGCUUACACCAAAGACAUGAAGUAA